This is a messenger RNA of Eimeria acervulina, 2313 nucleotides long. RefSeq lists its product as hypothetical. NCBI's taxonomy places the organism in Eukaryota, Apicomplexa, Conoidasida, Eucoccidiorida, Eimeriidae. The transcript is spliced from 7 exons. The coding region runs from base 1 to 2313 and encodes 770 amino acids. The record is from RefSeq and is a predicted model, not a curated record.
AUGAUAGACAGACAGAGGGCUGCGCUGCCCCCUAUAGAUUAUCUUGUCUCGUUUGCUGCAGCAAACCCCCCUCGUGCUGGAGCUACAGCUUGGGAGGCCCUUCCUUGUACACCACCUGCUGCUGCUGCUGCAGCAGCAGCAGCAGCAGCAGCAGCAGAUGGGGUAGGAGCCCCCGUCGCGCUGGGCCCCCCAUCACCGCCUCUUUGUCUUCACUCUCCUCCUUACUCAGGUGUAUAUGCACUUAGCAGAAGCAUAGAGAGAUACUGCCCUCAAACAUAUCCAGACCCUCCUAUUGCUGCUGCUGCUGCUGGGGGACAGCCCAGCAGCAGGUUUCUCGAAGCAGCAGCAGCAGCAGCAGCAGCAACGGCGCUGCAAGCACAAUCAAGGGGCUUUCUAACAGGGACAUACACCCCGCAGCAGCAGCAACAACAGCAGCAACCGCAGCAGCAGCAGCAGCAGCAGCAGGAACAACAGCUGCAGCAUGCCCCUGCUUCUGUCUCUUUAAGUAUAUAUCAGAGGGAGCAGUUAGGGGCCUCUGUUUGUCUGUCUCCUUCUGCUUCACAAAGAGAUAUAGAGACAUUAAACCGUACAGCCGAUGCCUCUGUCUCUGUCUCUACAAGCUGUCUCAUCUCAAAUACCUCUCAUAACUCCGACGGGGCCCCUAUCAACGCCUUUCUUUCUUCAUCUCCUCCGCAAACCCCUACACACGGGCCCCCAGAGGGGUCCUUUGGGGGCCCCCAGGGGGGCCCCCAAAGGAGGCCCUCAGAGGGGCCCCUUAGGAGGCCCUCAGAGGGGUCCUUUGGGGGGCCCCUUAGGGGGCCCUCAGAGGGGUCCUUUGGGGGGCCCCCUGGGGGGCCCCUUAGAAGGCCCUCAGAGGGGCCCCUUGGGGGGCCCCCUGAGGGGUCCUUUGGGGGGCCCCCUGAGGGGCCCCCUAGUGAUGGAGCGUCUCCGUUUUUGUCUGUUAGUGGUGCCGGAGAUAAUAGCUUAGAAGGAGAGCCUGAGAGAGCAAGAGACAUAAGAAGAGACAGAGACAAUAACAGCAGCAGUAGCAGCAGCAGCAGCAGCAACAACAGCUGGGGCCCCAAAGGAGACAAGGAGACACUUGAAACUGCUGCAGAAGACAGCCUUGAUUGUGCUGAGGCGCUGCAGACGCUCCAGGAAGCCUUCAAAGGAAACAGAACACAGCAGCAGCAGCAGCAGCAGCAGCAGCAGCAGCAGCAGCAGCAGCAGCAAAGAGCUGCGUCUCUACCUAAUUUUUCGCGAUGUGAAGAGCUGCUGAGGCAUAGCGAGAAGUUUGGAGGAGACAACAGAAGCAGACGCAGGGAACAAAGAGACACAAAAGAGACGGGCGGGUCUACAUGCAGCAGACAAGCGGCUGCUUCAGCAAACGCAAGCGGAGUUGCAGACACUAAGAGAAGAACUACAGAGACAAAACUGGCUGUCAACCAGAAGAAGCUAGAGUCUCCAAUUGCGUCUCCUUCGCUUCGGACGGGGCAGAGACAACUUGCUGAGGGCCUCAGCAACAAAGAAAUGAAAGAAUUGCUAGAAGAAGCGGUCAGCAACUACUGCGACUUGCAACGAGAGGCGGAGUUCUUAAGGCGGGAGGUGCGCCAGCUGAGAGACGGGCACACAAACCCCACCAUAGAGAAGCUUUGUUCGGAGCAACGGCGGCUGCAGCAAGAAGUAGAGACGAAGGAAGCAGCAAUAGGCCGCUGGGAGGCGUUUGCUGCUGCUCUGGGGUGUAUCUUGAGCUCGGAAGGGCAGACAGAAGCCGCAUGCGUGGGGCGGGUGCGUGAAGAAGUAAACAAAGUUCUCGGCCGCAGCAUUCUGCUGUAUGAACCCCUUAUCCUAGACAACAAGCAGCAGCAGCAGCAGCAGCAGCAGCAACAUUCGCUACGCCAGCUGGAAUCCAACAGGGGGGCCUCCCGCAGCCCAAGUCUAGGCCGGGGCAGCAGCAGCAACAGCAGCAGCAAAGUUGCUUCACAUGAAGGACAGAGUGUGAACACUGCUGCUCCCCGCAGCUUUAGAGCUCAACAAAAGACAGAAGCAGCAGCAGCAGAAGGCCCCCAGCUUGGAAGCAGCAGCAGAAGCAACAGCAGCAGCAGCAGCAAGAGCAGCAGCAGCAGCAGCAGCAAGGUCAGCCGCCCUGCCUUGAAGCUCCCUGAGCCCCCAGCAGCAGACGCAGAGAUGUCUCGCUUUACUUCUCCACCCCACAUACACACGCUGCAGCACAAGCAGCAGCAAGAAGCAGCAGCAGCAAGAAGCAGCAGCAGCACUUGGGGCAGCAGCAAGAACCAGCAGCAGCAAGAAUAA